This is a messenger RNA of Toxorhynchites rutilus septentrionalis, 1146 nucleotides long. RefSeq lists its product as uncharacterized. The coding region runs from base 1 to 1146 and encodes 381 amino acids. Gene Ontology annotation, molecular function: nucleic acid binding. Gene Ontology annotation, biological process: DNA integration. Lineage: Eukaryota; Metazoa; Arthropoda; Insecta; Diptera; Culicidae. The record is from RefSeq and is a predicted model, not a curated record. The transcript has a single exon.
AUGAGACUACAGCGAAUGCUAUUGGAGUUGCAGAGGUAUAAACUGAAAUUACAGUUCAGACCCGGAAACGAGGUAAUAAUAGCUGAUAUGCUGUCACGUGCUGCUAUCGCUGAAGGUGAUCCUACCAUGAGAGAAAUUUAUGAUAUCUACACCAUGGACAUGGACUUCACCUUUAAGGAGUUGGAGGAAAUCAACGUUAUGGAGUACAUCCCAAUCUCGGAUUUUCGUCUAAAUCCAAUUCGUAGAGCAUCAACUGAUGACGUCGCUGUCCAAACGAUCAUCAAUUUCAUUAUCGAAGGAUGGUCAUCAUCAAUUAAUGGCCUUCCGGAACGAUUAAAGGUGUUUUGGAAAUACAAGGAUGACCUCUACACUCAGAACGGGCUUGUCUACAUGAACAACCGUAUUUUGAUACCAGUUGGUAUUCGAUCAGAAAUCUUGGAAAGGCUGCACGUUUCUCACGGUGGAAUAGAAAAUACUAUGAAGCUAGCUCGUGACACAGUUUUCUGGCCUGGUAUAAACGAUCAGAUAAGACAGCGGAUUCAGAAUUGCUCCGCAUGUAUCAAAAAUUCGGCUAAUCAACAACACCAGCCUAUGCAGACACAUCAAAUACCAAGCUAUCCGUAUCAAAAAGUGAGUCUUGAUCUUUGUGAACAGCAGAUCAAGGGAAAGAAGCAUAUCUUUUUGGUGACCGUGGAUCAUUUUUCAGACUUCAUCGAAGUCGAAGAAAUUGCCGGUGAAGCUUCAUCGCGAGUUAUAGUGCAAAAAUGUCGGAGAAAUUUCGCUCGUUAUGGGACUCCCAUGUUCGUUACUACUGAUGGGGGACCUCAAUUCGACAGUGCAGAAUUUAGUAAAUUUUCUAAUGACUGGGAAAUCAAACACAGCAUGUCAGCUCCUCAUCAUCAGCAAGGAAAUGGAAAAGCAGAGGCAGCUGUAAAAAUUGUGAAGCAAUUGCUGAAGAAGACUUCGGAAUUCAACAGCGAUUUCUGGAUGGCAUUACAACAAUGGCGAAAUGUUCCCAACAACUGUGGUAGCUCACCUGCGCAGAAGAUGUUUAGUCGCCGAAUACGCUUUAAUAUUCCAAUGGCCGAACAAAAUUACGCAUUUCAAAGACAGGAAGGAGUUGAAGAAGCAAUCAAACGUAAUUGA